AUGUCUUCAAACACAAGUGUACUACUCGAACCCAAUGCAAAGCUAAUCCACUUAUUACCGUCGAAUUUGCAAGAUCUAAUUCAAUAUGAAACAGUGUAUGAUAUAAUAUUGCAGCUGUUGGAUACACCCACUAGGUUAGAGGUUGAUGUUACCUACUUAAAGAAGCAACUUCUUGAAAGGGAAGAAACCAUAGACAAGUCGAUAUUAGAGUUGACUGUGGACGAAGAUAAAUCAGUAAUAUUGUCAAUGUUGUAUGGAUCUACGUUCAUACAAGCAAUUGAUAUAGUAUUGAAUAAGUGCAUAAAGUAUGAAUCUAAAGUUAACUUGCAGGACUAUUUGCGCGACCCAUUACAGUACAAAAACCUAGCCAAGUUUACUAUAAUUGACCAAACUGUAAGCGAAAGAACAAUUACAAAGUUGCUACUUCUACUAGGCUUUAAAUUACAAAACGGAAUUCUAAUGGAAGCUGAUAGCACUGGAAGUGAUUCACAAGAUGCUCAAGGAAUAGAACAUAAUAUAGACUUGGACAAUUGGUAUUGUAAUUGUAGCGAAUAUCAAUUACAAUAUACGAGUAAUAUGAAGCCAAUUGAAAUAACUGAGAACCGAACGUUAAUUGAAGGGUUUCUAAGUCACUCUGAGUCAAUUGUGCUAGAGCCAAUACCGUUGUGUUCACAUAUGUUAGCAAUACUAAUUAUUCUUUAUAAUAAGGAAAAAUUGUAUAGCAGAAUUCAUAGAUGA
Spathaspora passalidarum NRRL Y-27907 is the source of this 738-nucleotide messenger RNA. RefSeq lists its product as uncharacterized. Lineage: Eukaryota; Fungi; Ascomycota; Pichiomycetes; Serinales; Debaryomycetaceae. The transcript has a single exon. The coding region runs from base 1 to 738 and encodes 245 amino acids. The record is from RefSeq and is a predicted model, not a curated record.